Molecule: messenger RNA, 1314 nt
Organism: Spodoptera exigua (beet armyworm)
Lineage: Eukaryota; Metazoa; Arthropoda; Insecta; Lepidoptera; Noctuidae
Source: the annotation of a GenBank genome assembly
AGAGCGAGAGGCUAGAGGUUCGCCUUCGCCUCUAUACAAACCGAGUGAGUUUCGGUGUUCAUACAAUACUUACCAGCCAGUUAUACCGUACCGUUGACGGAUUUUGGUUCUGUUGUGAGUUGGGUGUGUCGCUGAGUUAACGUACGAAUCUAUCAACAUGAGUGGACAACAGUACUACCCCUACAAGUGCACCCCUACCGUGUACCCAGCGGAGCCUUUUGACCCCGCUGCGGAUGCCGAGACCCUCCGUAAGGCCAUGAAAGGCCUUGGAACUGAUGAGAAGGCCAUCAUUGAUGUGUUGUGCAGGCGAGGAAUCGUCCAACGUUUGGAGAUCGCUGAGACUUUCAAGACCAACUAUGGCAAGGACUUAAUCAGUGAGCUCAAGAGCGAACUGACUGGCAACUUGGAGAAUGUGAUCGUGGCCUUGAUGACCCCCCUUCCCCAUUACUACGCCAAGGAACUGCACGACGCUGUCUCGGGACUCGGAACUGAUGAGGAGGCCAUCAUUGAGAUCCUCUGCACCCUUUCCAACUACGGAAUCCGUACCAUCUCAGCUUUCUACGAACAGCUGUACAACAAGAGCUUGGAAUCAGACCUUAAGGGUGACACAUCUGGUCACUUCAAGAGGCUCUGUGUGUCUCUGUGCAUGGCCAACCGUGAUGAGAACCAGGGCGUCGACGAGGGUGCCGCCAAGGCUGACGCGGAGGCGCUGGCGUCUGCCGGAGAAGGCCAGUGGGGAACUGACGAGUCUGUCUUCAACUCCAUCCUUAUCACACGCUCUUACCAACAACUUAGACAGAUCUUUGCUGAAUACGAAGCAUUGACUGGCAAGGACAUUGAGGAAACCAUCAAGAAGGAAUUCUCUGGAAGCAUCGAAAAGGGCAUGCUUGCUAUCGUAAAAUGCGUGAAGAGCAAAGUGGGCUUCUUCGCUGAACGCCUGUACUACUCGAUGAAGGGAUUGGGAACCAACGACAAGACCCUCAUCAGGAUUGUCGUGAGCCGUUCUGAAAUUGACCUUGGAGACAUCAAGCAGGCCUUCCUCGACAAAUAUGGAAAACCUCUUGAGAGCUGGAUCGCUGACGAUACGAAAGGCGACUACAAACGCGUGUUACUCACUCUAGUGUCAUAAGAAAACGCAUAAUACAACGCGAUGAAAUACUACCGGAUAAUUCCGUAAACUUGCUACUGCCUUACUUUGUAUAACUGUUGAGAUGUUUUAGAAAUUAAAGCUUGAAUAUUUUGUGAAAAUGAUAUAUUUAUUGGUGCUCUAGUUUUGUUUACAAUAUACACAAUAUUUACAUUAAUAAUUAAACU